GCCACUUCACGCAACGUUGUCGCUGUCAAACCAGAUAAAACGAGAAAACUACCAUGAGCUACCUAACUAUACUUAGUUUCACGAAAGCAAUGUGGACGCCUCAACAUGCAUCUAUUCAAAAAAAGGAUCAACGCUAGAAUACGAAUCAUUUUCUCAUCUUUGUGCGCUUCAGCUUUAUUACUCGUUCUGUUAUGCUUGAGCUUAAAGACUUCUCAACCCAAUCCUGCACAACUCACAUCAAAUCCAGUUGAACCAUUGGCUUACACAUGCUGCACUCCAUUAAACAACUCAUUCCGUACAAACGUAUUUUUCGUGAAAACUCACAAAACAGGAGGCACAACGGUUGAAAAUGUCUUGAUACGAUUCGCUUUGAGGAAUUCGCUCGAUGUACUGAACAUUGCCUACAAUAUGUACUACAUGCCAUUAUCUGAUUUUUCCAUAUGGCCCAAUACGAAUACACCUAGUAACAAAUACCACGUGAUGGCGCAACACCUCAGGUACACUUCCACAUUGAAAUCGUAUCAGUAUCCAGAUACAUCAACAGUAACCAUUUUGCGACACCCGGUAACUCAUUUUAAAUCCAAAUACGAUUUUUUCCAAAUAUACUUAACAACGGGUAUGAGCUUACAACAGUUUUUAAACGCGCCGAUAAAGCCUCCAUUAUUACUUGGAGUUGAUAGUUUCAUGGCUUACAGAGGAUACAAUCAAAUGAGCGUCGAUUUGGGCUUCGACGCGAUUCAAAGUAAGAAUCAAACUGCGAUCGCCGAAUUCAUCGAGAAAAUAGAUCGGGAAUUCGAUUUAGUCAUGAUAAUGGAGUAUAUGGACGCGUCGAUGAUUCUACUCGCUAAUCUAAUGGGAUGGCCAUUGGAGAACAUGGCUUAUUUGAAAAUGAACGCGAGACUGCCUGGAUCGGAUGAUUACAAAUUGACCUUACGUGAUGAAAUCACUAUUAUGGAUCUGAACGAAGUAGAUACACUGCUCUAUCAUCAUUUUAGGAAUAAAUUUCUGAAGUGUGUACGACAAUAUGGCGAACGGAAGAUGAAAGAUCAAAUUCAACAAUUGAAAUCGAUCAAUGAGCAAUUUGCACGCAAAUGUGUCGCUGAUGACGUUAAGCAAGGGGUAUGGUACGGUGUUCCAAAAACAGUAGACUACGCGCCGAAAAAUCAAUCAGACUUAGAAUGCGUUUACGCAGUUACUCCGCAGAAUACAUUAGAUUCUAUAGUUAGAGAUAUUCAAUUUAAGAGGUUUAAGGUUUGAAAAAGAAAUAAAAAUAUGAGAAAAAAAAUGAACAAAGAAUUGAUAGUUUUUCAAAUGAAAAAUGUUGAAAAAGAUCGGAAAAUGAGUAGUUUCCUAGACAGUUUUGUGUUUGGAAAGUACGUCUUUAACGCAUCUAUCAAAACAUGUGCGGAAAACAGUUACUUUCCUCCCUAGGGAGGAAAGUAACCGUUUUCCGCACAUGUUUACAAAUUCGAAAUCAGCCAUUUUUUUUAAAUUUUAGCAUUUAUUUUCCUCUCAUAUGAAAUUAAAAUAGUAAACUAUUUUUUUUUCACUUUAAGAAUGUUGCGAAUCGAGGAAAUCCUCUAACCCCUAAUAAUCUAGUCAAAUUAGCUCAUAGAACUCAACCUGGAAUAAAUUGAGGGAAAACAUUUUUUGGCGUUAAAAUGUUCAGGAUGGUGUCCUAAAUGACGUACUAAAACCCACCCUAAAUUCGCGUGGUGCUUCUCCCCCCCCCCCGACACCCAUUUGUGCCCCUAGCACAGUUUUUCGCCAUUUUCUCCCUCGCAUUGCAUUUUAGCGAAAAAUAUUUGGUUAGAUAAAAGAAUCUACGUCAAAUUUCCGAUCUAAUGAUGUAUCAACUUUCCUUGUAUGCUCAAGGGGGUGGAACUACAGGGGGUUUCCUGAAAAAUACAUGAAGGAUAUAGGCGCCUAAGGAGGGUGAAAUGGUCCUCGAAAGCGUUCGAGUUGAUAUCAGCAUGGAAAGUUGGUACGAUGGAAAAACUUGCGCGUGAAAAAUUUCAGAUGCACACCCCCUUCCCUUUUUGGUACCCCUUACCCUUUUCUGAAAUUUCAAUAACACUUUUCUCAGUCCCUUUUUAACCGAUUUUGAAAAUUUUUCUGGAAGUUAUGUAUUUGUAUAUCCUUAGUAG
Messenger RNA from Planococcus citri (citrus mealybug), 2147 nucleotides. RefSeq names its product galactose-3-O-sulfotransferase 3-like. Gene Ontology annotation, cellular component: membrane. Gene Ontology annotation, biological process: glycolipid biosynthetic process. The transcript has 2 exons. The record is from RefSeq and is a predicted model, not a curated record. Bases 106 to 1257 code for a protein of 383 amino acids. Lineage: Eukaryota; Metazoa; Arthropoda; Insecta; Hemiptera; Pseudococcidae. Gene Ontology annotation, molecular function: galactosylceramide sulfotransferase activity.